AUGACACCUCCCCUUCGACGUGUUUCCGCUGCAAUCCUUGAGGAUGCAGCUACCCGCUACUCCAACUACAGACCCUGUGUGUUUUCGUACAUGCACUCGCGACCUGGGGGUCUAUACCAGGAACCUCAUCAAGACUAUGCAUACGAAGUGCGAGCUGCUGUGCAUGCCCGCUACCCGGGCAGCAUUCCGGCUAGUGUUAUUAUUGCCAUCCAACCCGGGACACGACUGCGGUUGUUUCCCCGCUGCUUUGACUUUGCCCGCCCUGAAAUGGAGAUUGAAUUGGAGAUCCCUACUGGAUAUGCAGCUGUGCUUCGUGGCGAUUUAUUUCAUAGUGGUGUGGGGUAUACUACUUCCGACUAUAGGCUUCAUUGCUAA
Phytophthora sojae is the source of this 375-nucleotide messenger RNA. RefSeq lists its product as hypothetical. Lineage: Eukaryota; Oomycota; Peronosporomycetes; Peronosporales; Peronosporaceae. Bases 1 to 375 code for a protein of 124 amino acids. The record is from RefSeq and is a predicted model, not a curated record. The transcript has a single exon.